AUGAGCAGACCAAUUAGACCAAGUGGUGGGAAGAAGAUCUCAUCGGGGUCGGUAACGAUUACCAUGUCAGAUUUCCAAACCUAUGAGAUGCAGCUUAGACAGAUGGAAUGCAAGAAAUGGAUAGAACUUGUCAUUCAAGAGGAAUUAGAUUCCGAUCUACACACUGCACUCCGUGAUGGAGUGGUGUUGUGUAAAUUGGCAAACACUAUAUUCCCUGGAAUCAUCCCACGUUACAAUAAGAGUAAUAGUGUAACAUUUAAAUUAAUAGAAAAUAUAAAUUCAUUUAUUGGAGUAGUAAAGAAAUUAGGUAUAAAUGAUCAUCAAAUCUUUAUAGCAACGGAUCUAUGUGAAAAUAAGAACUUUCAAAAGGUUGUUGGUACAUUAAAUACAAUGGCUGCGAUGAUAUGCUCGAGAGGGUUCCCAAUCAAAUGGCCAACCGUCGAAGAUUUGGAUACCCCUUCGUCGGUCACCUCUUCGCCAUCGGUCAAGGGUGCCAAUGAGGAAGUGCCAUUACCAGUCAUUCAAUGGGACAAUGCUUUUAUCAAAUCUGCUGCUGGAAAGCCAUCUCCAUCCUCUAAUCCAAACUCUCCAGGUCCCAGAUCGUCCGUUUAUGCUACCAAACUAGGCGGAAUCAGCAGUAGCAGCAUAUUUAGUAAUGGAGGUAGUAGUGGAAGCAUCUCUUCUACCGUCUCUUCCUCACCUGUACAGUCAAAACCACCACAAACAACAACAACAACAUCAACAACAACAACACCAUCUAUUAAUAACGGCGCCAAUACCAACAACAACUUUAGCAUUUCUCAACCAACCACAUCUUCACCUAUUUAUUCAUCGGCUACACCAACUCCAACCAAAACACCAUCCAAUGCAACUACUCCAUCCUCAUCAAACAACCUCCAACAACAAAUGCAACAAUUGUCACUGGCUGACCAAAAGAUACAUCAAUACGAACAGCUAUCCAAAGAAUCAAAGCAGGCUUUGACUCCACUACACUUUGCAUCAAAGGACGGUGAUUUGGAUUCCUCACAAAAGCUGUUGGAAAAGCGACCAGAUACUAUUGGCGAGACGUCUAUGCAUGGUCGUACACCAUUGCACGAGGCUGCCUCGGCUGGCCAAGCAGCAGCUGUUGUUUGGUUGAUUGACCACGGAGCAAAGGUUGAUGAAGCUGACAUGGACGGAAACACACCUCUACAUUUGGCACUAUUAAACGGCGACAUUACCACUAUUGAAAAGCUGGUAAAGUAUGGAAAGUGCGAUGUCAAUGCAAUCAACAAGGACUCGUCCACACCAAUCAUGAUGGUCCCGUUGAAUGGCGGCGAAAAGAUUGUAGAUUUGUUGUUGGAGCACGGCGCCGAUGUAAAAUCAUCCAACAAAAAGGGUAACACAGCACUCCAUUAUGCGACAUUGCGUGGCCAACGAAAGGUGGUCGAGAAGCUGCUUGAAGCGGGAAGCGAUGCCAAUGCUGCUAAUGCAGAGGGUGCGACAUCUCUUCACGUAGCUGCUGAAGAGAACUUCCCCACCAUUAUAGAGUCGUUGACGCAAAGCGGAGCACGUGUCGACCACCAACGUGCAGAUGGAUGGACUCCGCUCUACACAGCGUCGUACAAGGGUAACCUCGAGACGGCCGACUCGCUCAUCCUGAUGGGUGCCAGUGUCAACGAGACUAAUCUCGACGGAUGGACACCUCUGCAUGCAGCUUGUGCCGAGGGUCACUUUGGUAUGGCCGUGUCACUCCUCGACAAGUACGCCGCCAACGUCAACGCACAAGACGCACAGGGCACCACCCCACUCUACCACGCCUGCUCGAGUGGCCGAGAAGACCUUGUCACGCUGCUCCUCGACCGCGGUGCCAACCCCGAGCUGAGCCGUCCCGGUGGUUGGAAGCCCAUCCACAUUGCAUGCUACAAUGAGAAUGACUCGGUCACUCGUCUGCUCGUCGGACGCAAUGUCAAUUUGGACUGUACAAACUCUGAAAUCAAGGGUUACGCUCCCAUCCACAUCCUCAUCUCGACCGAAGAGCCACGUCUCGAGAUUAUUGAACUCUUGCUCAAGAGUCAAAUAGACAUUAACCAAAAGAAUGUCAAUGGUAGCACACCCCUCCAUUUGGCAGUCUUUUGGAACCACUUCCAGGUUCUAGAGUUACUCCUCAAAUACAACGCAUCACUCACUGAAAAGAAUAACAAAGGACGUACACCUCUAUCACUAGCUUGUCACUAUGGAAAUGAAACCGUGGCAAGAUACUUGGCUGAACGUAUGGAAGUGGACCCAAAGAAACUCAAAAUCAAAAACUAUAAACAAAAGAUUCUUGAUAUGGAAACUCCUCAAUCUCCUCCACCCCCUACUCAAUAA
Messenger RNA from Cavenderia fasciculata, 2349 nucleotides. RefSeq lists its product as uncharacterized. The transcript has 2 exons. Gene Ontology annotation, biological process: protein localization to ciliary inversin compartment. Gene Ontology annotation, cellular component: ciliary inversin compartment. The coding region runs from base 1 to 2349 and encodes 782 amino acids. Gene Ontology annotation, molecular function: protein binding. The record is from RefSeq and is a predicted model, not a curated record. Lineage: Eukaryota; Evosea; Eumycetozoa; Acytosteliales; Cavenderiaceae.